AUGGCAGCCCCUACUACCGAAGGCCAAGACACUCCAAUAACCGGCCUCGGGUCUCGCAGAGUUGCUAGCGGAUGCUAUCCCUUUGCUUCCCCUCGUUGCGGUCUCUCAGACACAUACUGCCAAUGUGCUGAUGGGCGAUUUUACGACUAUAACGGGAAAAUGGGAUGUAACCCUCCUGCGGCUAUUGUUGCUGAGUCGGUGACUGGUAUUCCGGGAUACACCUGCACCUAG
This is a messenger RNA of Aspergillus welwitschiae, 231 nucleotides long. RefSeq lists its product as uncharacterized. The transcript has 3 exons. The record is from RefSeq and is a predicted model, not a curated record. Lineage: Eukaryota; Fungi; Ascomycota; Eurotiomycetes; Eurotiales; Aspergillaceae. The coding region runs from base 1 to 231 and encodes 76 amino acids.